Molecule: messenger RNA, 5408 nt
Organism: Podarcis muralis (Common wall lizard)
Lineage: Eukaryota; Metazoa; Chordata; Lepidosauria; Squamata; Lacertidae
Source: RefSeq, a predicted model, not a curated record
AGUUCUUACUCCUAGAUGGUGCCAACGUCUGUUAUGGAGCCUAUCUAUUUGUGGGGGUGUCAGUUUGUGUGGAACAAUAUACUUCGGGUUUCAAGACUGUUGUGUUAUAUAAUUACUCCUUCACUGAAGGGAAUUGUAAAUAUCGUUAAGGAAUCUGUGAAGAGUAUUGUUCCAGCUUGGCUUCAGAGAUAUUUCAGGCAAAGCGAAGAGGAAUCCCCAAGUGAACAAAGGAGCUUAGAGGAGAAUGUAAACUAUCAUCCUGCCUUUGAAGAUGAUGAUGCUGACAAUACCCUUGAGAUUGAUGGACGAAUUACUCCCGAGCCAACAAGAAUUACUUUAGAUGAGCCCUCAACAAGUAGAUCUGGUUUAAGCUUCACAGAUAUUUUAACAAGACCCUCUCUCCACCGGAGUCAUCUUAAUUUCAACAUCUUGGAUUCCCCAACUCCACUUUGUCAACCCUCCACAUCAUCUGCAUUUCCAAUUAGUAAUUCUGGACUUUCACUUGGGAAAGAAAUGAAAGAUUCUACCUCUCAGCAUGAUGAUGACAACAUCUCAACUACAAGUGGCUUUUCUUCGAGGGCAUCUGAUAAAGAUAUAACAGUUUCAAAAGUUGCUUCAGUACCACCUCUUUGGUCCUCGGAGAGUGAAAGACUUGUCUCCCUUUCUCAGCAUUCAGCCACCAGCUCUAAAAAGCCUGGCUUUAAUCUGUCUGCUUUUGGAGCACUUUCCCCUUCACUUGGUAAUGCAUCAGCUUUUAAGACAAGCCAGCUUGGGAAUUCUCCAUUUUAUCCUGGAAAAACCAUGUAUGGUGGUGCAGCUGCAGCAGCAAGGCAGUCUAAAGCACGGAUUACUCCUUAUCAGACACCAGUAAGAAGGCAGAUGAAAGCCAAGCAAGUGAAUGCACAAUCUUACGGAGUGACAAGUUCUACUGCACGGCGCAUCCUGCAGUCUCUGGAGAAGAUGUCAAGCCCAAUAGCGGAUGCUAAAAGAAUCCCAUCUUCUUCAUUUUCAUCUCCUGCGGAAAGAAGUAUGCAGAAUAUCACUGACUUCCAUUCACCAAGGAAAAGGGCUGAAUCCCAUUAUCCUCCAGUCCAGAAGCUUGUGACUCCGAAGACCGUUCCACUGUCAAUGAGUCGUUCACAAUAUUUUAAACCAUCUCUUCCAUCUGCUACCGAAUCAGGCAAGAUUCGACAGAGAAUAGAGAUGAACCAUAAGGGAGUACAAGAGAAAAAUCUCGCAGCAGAGCAGAAGAUAGAAUCACCAGAAAGCAGCGUCACAAACCCCAGGUUCAGUUCCUCUGCAACCAAUGGGCUUCCUCCUUCAGUAGGAGUUGGUGGCGGCAAAAUGAGAAGGGAAAGAGGUGUCCACUAUGUAUCAAAACCUGCACAAGAGGAGGAAAUUGAUAUGCCAGUGCUACCAGAAAUAUCUUUGCCCAUCAGUACGUCAUCUUUGCCAAACUUCAGCUUUGGCCUGCUUGCUAGCAGUACUACUGUCUCAUCUACGCCUGUCAGUUCUGCACAAUCAGUGGCUAAAAAGGUGCAACCAGCCAGUAAUGCUAGCAGUCCUGUGUACAGAUUUUCAUCUCCAAUUGUAAAAUCGACAGAAGCAGAAGUGCUGCCAUCAGUGUCUGCUGGUGCAUUCAAAUUUAGUGUUCCUGUUGCAAAAUCAUCUGAUCCUUCAAGACCAAAGGAUACCGCAGUAUUGCCUCAGAGUAAUGCAGCGGUCAAUAGCAUCAGCAGUAAGAGAGAUCAUGAGUAUGAUGGUCCCUUUAAGCCUGCAAAAGUCCUGAAAGAAGGAAGUGUGCUGGAUAUUUUAAAGAGUCCUGGCUUUGCAUCUUCAACCACAUACUCAUCUGCAGCUGCGCCACCUGUUACAGCAAGCACAGUAGUUUAUACAAGGCCUGCAAUAAGUACUUUCUCCGGAACUGUUUCAGGACUUGGAGAUGCUUUGAAACAAGGGUCAGCCCAUUGGCAGUGCGAUACGUGUCUUGUGCAAAACAAGCUGGCAGAUAACAAAUGUGUAGCCUGCCAAGCCGCUAAAGUGCCGAUGUCAGAUGGUACUAAGCAGACUGGUACUCAGUUUAACUCAGCCUUGAAAGCAGCUCAUUCUACAAAGGGGACACAGGGCUUUGGAGACAAGUUUAAGGCAGCAGCUGGAACUUGGGACUGUGAUACUUGCUUGGUCCAGAACAAACCGGAGGCUACAAAAUGCGUGGCAUGUGAGACACCAAAACCUGGGACAGGAGUAAAACCAGCCUUUGUGUUUCCUGCAGUCACAGACAAUGUAACAACAGUGACUUCCUCUUCUGGCUCUACUGAUCUCACAGUCAGCUUUGGAUUUGGAGACAAAUUCAAGAAGCCAAAAGAUGCUUGGGAAUGUUCUGUGUGCUUAGUGUCAAAUAAGGCAGAGGAUAGCAAAUGUGUUGCCUGUCAGUCGGACAAACCAGGAAGUUCAGUGCCUGUGGUGAGUAGCAGUGCUUCCUCUUUACCUGCUCUUUCUGGAGGAUUUCUAGGCUUAGACAAAUUCAAGAAGCCGGAGGGAAGCUGGGACUGCGAAACAUGCUUAGUCCAAAACAAAGCAGAUGCCACAAAGUGUGUUGCUUGUGAGAGUUCAAAACCAGGCAGCAAGACUGAACUCAAAGGUUUUGGAACUGCUGCUGCUUCUACAGUCCCAUCUACUACUUCCUUCAAAUUUGGUAUUCAGUCAUCACCGUCAGAGCUGCCUCAGACACUGGGAAAUGCAGAAAAGAGUUUCAAAUUUGGAGAGCAAACAGGAUUCAAAUUUGGUAUUACAUCAGAGCUGGGAUCAUCAACAAACACAGUGACUGGAGGCUUUAAAUUCUCGAAAACAGAAGGGUCCAAACUGGGAAGCUUUCCUUUGGAAUCUGAAUCUGAGGACAAUGUGAAAGAUGGCAAGAGCAAUAGUAGUUUCAACUUUGGACUUCCCUCUGGGGCUAAAAGUACGCCUUCCACAUCAUUUCAGUUUGGAAUAGCUAACCUUGGACAGCAAGAGAAGAAAGAGGGACUUAGCAAGCCUGCUGGAGGAGGCUUUACUUUCGGCACAGGUUCCACAGCCUCUGCAGCUGCACCUGAGAGUAAAACUGGAAUAAGCGGUUUCAAAUUUGGUAAUACAGAGGAAAAGGAAACUUCAGUCACUCCCUUCUCCUUUAAGAAAGUGGAGGAGAAAAAAGAUGAAAACCCUUCAACAAAAGGUGGCUUUACUUUUGGUAAUGUAGAAUCCAUGCCCACCCCGCAGCUUGUUUUGGGAAGGACAGAUGAAAAACCGGACACUGUUGCCCCUUCCUAUCCAUCAGUGUUUGGAAAGAAAGCAGAAAAUGAAGAAUCAAAGGCACAACCCAUGUUUCCAUUUGCGAAGGCAGAGCAAACCAAAGAUGACAGCACAGCAAAAUCUGGAUUUAGUUUCAGCCUAGCAAAACCAGCAGAGAAAGAAACUGAACAACAAGCAAAGCCUGCUUUUAUGUUUGGAGCACAAGCAAGCACUGCAGAUCCAGGAUCAGCAAAGUCUACAUUCGGCUUCCUGAGCUCUAGUUCCUCCAACACUGCUGUGCAAAGUGUUGCUGCUGCUGGUGGUGCUGGCGGUGGCGGCAGCAGUGGCGUGUUCAGCAGCACCACCUCUUCCUCAAAUCCUGCCCCACCAAGCUUUUUGUUUGGACAGGCCAGCAACACUGUGAGCAGCUCUGCUUUUGGUAAUCCCUCUGACUCCAGUACAACCCAGUCCUUUGGGUUCUCCCAAGAGAGCAAACCACCAACAACCACUUCCAAUACAAGUGCUCCUGCUCCAUUUCUUUUCGGUACAGCAGCCACCACUAACAGUGCAGCCAACACUGGCUUCAGUUUUGCAGCAGCCACCACAACAGCAGGUCCUGCAGGUUCAUCCUCUUCAUUUGUGUUUGGUUCUGGGUCUUCAGCUCCUCCAACUGGUCCUGCAUUUGGUGCCAGUCAAACACCAACAUUUGGUCAAAGUCAAGGCUCCAGCCAGCCCCCUGCUCCAACCUUUGGAUCACUCUCCUCCUCAUUAUUUUCUACUGGUGCUCAGCCAGCGCCUCCAGCUUUUGGCUCUGUGUCAAGCAGUACACAGCCUCCUGUCUUUGGACAACAAGCUACCCAACCACCUAGUUUUGGCUCUAGUACAGCUCCUAAUUCUGGCCCGGUGUUCCAGUUCGGAAGUAGUACUAAUUUCAACUUUACAGGCAACAGCCCAGGAGUAUUUACCUUUGGUGCAGCUUCUGGUGCUCCAGCACAGCCUGCAGGUGGCUCUUCGGGAUUUUCAUUCACCCAGCCUUCAUCAUUUAACCCAGGCAGGAAUAAUGGGAAAAAUAUAUUCUCCACAUCUGGAUCUUCGCAGCCUGUUCGGAAGAUAAAGACAGCUGUUAGACGUAGAAAAUAAAAUAUUAAUGAUUGUUACAGACAGCAGUUUUCUUACCCACAGCUGGUUGCCCUGCAUUGUUCAAUUACUGAAUUGUACCUCAUGCUGGGUUUAGCUGAAGCCAGGUCUGCCUAAACUCUGCUCGCUUUUUCCCCUCCCCAUUUAGGUUUUUUAAAUAAUUAAGAGUUGGUGGCAGGGAGGAUCUUAAGCAAAACUAUUUUAGAAUCCAAGAGUUUUCACUGACUUGGCAUGGUCUGGCUAUAGAUAUAAAUAUAGCCUGCACAGCGAAUGGCUUCAUAUAAUACCUCUGUUUGCACCACUUUGUGCGCUCAUCUGCGUUUACUGACACCUCGAAAUUGUAAUUAUAUCAGAGGGGAGUCUGUAUAGAGUAGAGAAUGUGGAUAAUGAGUGGUUUCUAUGCGGAGUUUGUGCUGAUGUAUGUGUGAAGUGAGCGAGUUGCGUGUAUUGUGCACUAAAAUUUUCUGAUAGAGGAAGAAUGAUUAAAGAAUGGUCCAUGCUAAGGACUAGUUAGAUCAGUAGUACUUCAUUCAAUAAUUAGAUGCUCUUUCUAUUUUCAUUCUUACUCCUUAUCACCUGUCUCGCUUUUUCAAUAUUUUAUUAUGAAACAAAUGUGUAAAUACAAUUCAGUUUCUCAAUGUACUUUGACAUAACAGAUCUGUGAACUUGAAAUUUUAAUUUUGUGUGUUACAGCAAAUUUUUGUUUAGUAUUGUCUCAGAUUUUAUUAUGUAAAUCUCAUUAUUCAAAGUUGCCUAAAUCCAUUAAAGACCUUUAAAAUUGGGAAUUCUUAAAGUGAGUUUAUUGGCUUUUCUGAUCCAUUUUUGUUUGGACCAAAAACCAGUAUUGUACAAAGUGUUAAGUAUAUAUUUUUAUAUUUACGGAAAUGGACUCUGGUGACUUUGGAUAAUAAGGAAAAGUUUAAUAUUAAAGCCAUGUUUAUUACAGUAUAAUUAACAUGUUAAACCAUGGGAUAAAUGCCAUCAAUAAAAAUUAUGGAAAUAUG